Molecule: messenger RNA, 5444 nt
Organism: Perca fluviatilis (European perch)
Lineage: Eukaryota; Metazoa; Chordata; Actinopteri; Perciformes; Percidae
Gene: crtac1b
Product: cartilage acidic protein 1b
Exons: 15
Coding region: 197-2098 (633 amino acids)
Biological process (GO): axonal fasciculation
Molecular function (GO): calcium ion binding
Source: RefSeq, a predicted model, not a curated record
UUUGCUGCUGAAGCUGCUGGAUGGCUGUAGCGCUCCGCUGGAUCUUCUCACGGAGAGCCGAUAGAAAGUUCAUCUCCGUCCGGAUUUGACUGCAACUUUCUGCCUAGAGCAAAUCAUAAUUCCAGAUUAAGACGCUUGCUCAUCCGUUUUCAGUCAGAUAGCUCAUGAUUCUGUUUUAUCAUCACCUGCAGUGAGGAUGUUGUGGUUGGUUUUGUUCCUGCCUGCCAUCUCCUUGGCUCAGCGAUCAGAGCCUAUGUUCUCAGCUAUAACCAACACUGUCCUUCCUCCUGACUAUGACAACAACCCUACCCAGCUCAACUACGGUGUGGCCAUCACUGAUGUGGACGGGGACGGAGACCUGGAGAUGUUUGUAGCUGGCUACAAUGGCCCAAACCUGGUGCUGAAGUAUGACAAGCAGAAGAAAAGGCUCAUCAACAUUGCUGUUGACAACCGUAGCUCCCCUUUCUACGCCCUGCGAGACCGCCAAGGCAACGCCAUCGGAGUGACAGCGUGUGACAUCGAUGGAGACGGCCGGGAGGAAAUUUAUGUCCUUAACACCAAUAAUGCUUUCUCUGGUCGGGCAACCUAUUCAGACAAGCUGUUUAAGUUCCGUAAUGGACGCUUUGAAGAUCUGCUGAACGAUGACAUUAAUGAACACAGAGAUGUUGCCAACCGUAUGGCUGGGCGCUCAGUGGCCUGUGUGGACAGAAAGGGUUCAGGCCGUUACGCUAUCUACAUAGCCAACUAUGCCAGUGGCAACGUGGGUCCUCAUUCUCUCAUUGAAAUGGAUGAGGCAGCGAGUGAUCUUUCACAGGGCGUCAUUGCCCUCUCCAACGUGGCAGAGCAGGCCGGAGUCAACAAGUUCACAGGAGGGCGAGGUGUCGUGGUGGGGCCCAUUGUCAGUCAAACCUUGUCUGAUGUGUUUUGCGUCAACGAGUACGGACCAAACUUCCUGUUCAGGAACAACGGAGAUGGAACUUUUACUGAUGUGGCGCAGCAGGCUGGUGUGGAGGACCCCAUGCAGCAUGGCAGAGGGGUUGCUCUGGGAGACUUCAAUCGUGACGGAAAGACAGACAUCGUCUACGGGAACUGGAAUGGACCCCAUCGCCUGUACAUGCAGUUGAAUAACCGCAAACAGAAGUUCAAGGACAUAGCAUCCCAGAAGUUUUCUAUGCCAUCCCCAGUUCGCACCGUCAUGGCUGCUGACUUUGACAAUGACAAUGAGCUGGAGGUCUUUUUCAAUAACAUUGCCUACAGGGGCCCCUCCGCCAACAGGCUCUUUAGGGUGAGCAGGAGAGAGCAUGGAGACCCCCAGAUAGAAGAGUUGAAUGUUGGGGAAGCAUCAGAGCCUGAAGGACGAGGAACCGGAGCUGUAGCCACAGACUUUGACGGUGAUGGCCGUCUGGAACUGCUGAUAUCUCAUGGUGAAAGUGCUGCACAGCCGCUCUCUGUCUACAAAGUCAACCAGGGGACCACUAACGCCUGGCUGCGAGUGAUUCCCCGGACCAAGUUUGGUGCUUUCGCCAGAGGAGCUAAAGUGGUGUUGUACACUAAAAAGAGUGGCCCACACACACGGAUCAUUGACGGUGGCUCAGGGUACCUGUGUGAGAUGGAGCCUGUUGCCCACUUUGGCCUUGGUAAGGAUGUUGCCACCAAUGUUGAGGUGUACUGGCCAGAUGGUCGUUCAGCGGCCCGACCCCUGGAGCCUUCAGACGUCAACACAGUGCUGGAGAUCCACUAUCCAAGAGAUGAGGAAGAAGUCACUCCUACUGUGGAAAUAGAGUGUGGUCAUGGGUUUGCUCUGAAUGAGAAUGGCCGUUGCACAGAUAAAGAUGAGUGUACCCAGUUUCCCACUGUGUGUCCCUCUGACCGCCCUGUCUGCACCAACACCUAUGGCAGCUAUAAGUGCCGUGCCAAGAGGAGAUGCAACCAGGGCUUUGAGCCCAACGAUGAUGGGUCAGCCUGUGUGGCCCAGGUGGCUUACUUUGGGGGGACGCGGUCUUCUGGAGAACGCAAGCGUUCGGGCCUUUCUUUCUGGAUGCUCCCUGUCUCUAUGCUACCACUUGUCUCUACCCAUCUUCAGACUGGACUACUGUAGCGGUCACUGUCUUCUCCCCUUCAUAACUCUCUCCACUGGUAAAUGGGGAUGUACAGAACCUAUCAGAUCAAACUUUUCACUGAAUCAUCUACUACUUCUCCUAUGUGGAUGUCUGCUAUCUAUUUCCAUCAGUUAUUUACAGCCUUGCCCCCUCCUCACUGCUGCUAUGUGUCACCUCUUGGCUCCCAGCCCCCUCUGGACUAUAAAGAAACACACAGGGAGCAUGCUCGCUGGGAACUAUGGGGUUCAGGACUGACUGUGUCAAACUCGCAGAGCCCUCACGUCAUCACCUGGCACUUAUCUUAGUGGGACCUGAACUGAGGCCAAGUCAAUAAGUGGACCUGCAGCGUAUAAACAACUGCUCAUACUUUACAGCAGACUGAUCUACUGGCUUCACACACCACAUUUAUUAGAGACACGCUGAGACCCCAUCUGUAUCUCCACAAUGCCACUAUGGUAAUCCUUGCAAUGUCACUCUCAUUCUUAUUAUGGGCUUACUGGGAUGCCUAGGAACACCAGGUAUCCAAGCUUUAGGCUUCUGUGUGUGUGUGUGUGUGUGUGUGUGUGUGUGUGUGUGUGUGUGUGUGUGUGUGUGUGUGUGUGUGUGUGUGUGUGUGUGUGUGUGUGUGUGUGCGUGCAUGCGUGUGUGGGAGGAACAUAUGCCAGACCAUCUGUCUUCGAUGGUAGGUCACAUCAAGUUACUAUACCUAUGAAUAAUACAACAGCACAGUGAAAAAUAAACACACGUGUAUGUGUGUGUAUGCACAAGAAUAGACGGGAACAAAUUCAAAAAAUGUAAGUACAAUAGCCGGAAGGUGUACUUGAAACAUAAUUGACAUAGCCAUUUUGUAAUCAUUUUUCACAUAAUGCAGAACUGCAAAUUUUCUUCAUCUUUUUCAUCAGCCUACAAUAUUUACUGCUAAUAGUAAUCCCUAAUUUAGUACUAAUUGCUCAUUUUCAACAAGAGCAUGAAGACAAAAGAGGAUGUGGAUUUUUAUGGACCAUGGAAAUUAAUGUUCUUGAAAAAUACCUCAAACAAAACUUACCAGUUCAUUUAAUGUAGCGCUGGUGAUGUUUGAACACCGAUGGAGGUCUGUGGCACAGAGGAAGAAACUUGUCAGUAGGGUCAAUUCAUUGUUGAUUUUGGUCUUUUUAAGGGAUUUGUUGACCGUAAAUAAAAUCUAAAAUAUCACCAGAUGUAUCCUUUGAAUUGAGAAUAUUAAAUGAACGUCAACUCACAAUAUUUAAGGUUAUUGAUAACUUGGCACCCUUUUCCAUUAAAAUUAAAUAAAUAUCAAGAAGCAAAGACAAAAGGAAGAUGUGUGGCUAUGUGGGGGGGCUGUGAUUUAUUGCAUUAAAUAAAAACAAACCUCACUUGUCCUACAUUACUGUAAUGUGUGUGAGGUGAUCUUUUUUUUUUAGGUUGUAAACACAGUAGUGUUCAUAGUGAAGCCCUUGACAUGCUGUGGUGAAGUAAAAUGCAUAAAGCACAUGGAACCCUUCAUUUUCUAUUUAACAAUACAUACAUCAUUAUUGUCACAUUCCCAUGUGUUUCUUGCAACUUUUCAGGAAAUUAAUAAAUAUUUUGGCAGAAAAGUUGACCAAAAAGUGAAAGCAUUGUCGUUUACAAGAUACUGACACACAUUUUUGCUUCCACAUUAUUCUGCAGAGAACAAUCAGCUCUCCUCAGCAAUCCCACUACAGAAAAUGCACAACACAAUCAUCUUAUCCAGAGUUAGACCGCGUUCACUGUCAUAGCAGAGGAUAGCUUCAUCAAGUGUUGGCAAGUAGUCAUCCAGAGUAGUGACUGUGUGUGUAUAUGUGCGUGUGUGCGUGCGUGCAUGCGUGUAAACGUGUGAUUCAUGGAUUUCUCCAUAUUCACUCACUGAGGCAAGUGUUAUAUAUUUUGGAAAUAUUUGGCCAAAAAACCUUGCACAUUCCAUUUAAGAAACAGCACCAGACUGGGCCCCUUGACAUCAGUCCCCGAGCCUGCUAAUGAGCUGGACCCAAACCACAGAUCAUGCCACCUGUAAAUAUCAAACAUUUCAGCUGAGACUUAGAGACUGAACUUAUUUCUCUCAGAGACAUUUGUAAUGAAAACUAAGUGGCAUCGGAGCAUGAAAAACUAAUAAACAAACACUGAUGGAUGUGUUAAAGCAAUUAGAGUUACUCGCUACGGAUCUGUGUUGGAUUCACGUCGAUAAUGUUGUCAUGCUCUCUGUGUAAGCCAGAGACUCUGUGGAGGAGAGAGAGACCAAGGGUUUAGCAACAUCAUGUCCACUCAAGUCAAAUAUUUGAAUGUUUGCUCAGAAAUGUUCAAUAACAGAUAUGUUAAAUAGGUUCAACUGAUGUUGCUGUAAUGAUGUGAUUGAAAGGACAGAAUGGAAACUUUUUUGUAGUUUGAAUCACACUCUUGGGUCAGACUUGAACUGAUAUUUAAGCUCACAGUUUGCAUGAACAAUGAAAUCCACAGGUGUUUAUCAAAAUUGCACGCUUUUAAAGGCCAUACCGGUGUUAUUGACCCUUUUCCUCACAUUCUUCUACUUAAUCUCCACAAUCCUUAUAACAAUGUAGUUAUCUGUUGUCAAAGACAUGGUUGUGUGAAUCUAGUUUGUAUCUUUUCCUAUACAUGUGUUGAAAUGGGUUGUGAAAUUUCAGCUAAUUCUGAUGUUUGUAAACAAAGAAAGGAUAACACUGACGAUUGUUGGCUAUUUGACAGCUCUUAACUACAUGUACAUACAUACACAUGCAAUAUGCAACCAAACAUACCAGUCACAGUAUUUACUGUUUCUACUCUGGCCAUUGAAAUCACAGAUCAUUAUACAAGACUCAACUCGAGAUAAGCUUUUCUGUGUCAGGUGAAACUUGAGUUUAUUCAAAAUAUGAGGCAAUGCUGAAGAAAAUAAAUGAAAGCCACAGUGAUGGAUUACAACGCCCAACCACUUUAAACAUACCUGAAAAUAGAGUUACAUAUUUUUGGGCUAGAUUGGAAGUUCAUGGCUACAAAAAGGUAGCGAAAUGACACAUUCAUCAGUAACUACAAUUACAGAAUAGAAUCCACUAAGAGCAAGGUAAGCCUUUCACUCUGGGAUUCUUAAACUGUGUAAUGUACCUUAACAGUGUCAUUGAAAGCUGUCCAACGACCUGCAGGAUGGAUGCUGUGUGGGUGUGUGUGUGUGCGUGUGUGUGUGUGUCUGUGUGUGUGUGUGUGUGUGUGCGUGCGUGUCUGGCAUGGUCACUGCCAUGGCAUUGUUUUGCGCCCCAGAGGCUCCAGCUGUGUUUUUUUCUGCUGAAAUGAACUGCAUUUGGAGAUGUCCCUGUACAAAAUAAAACCUGGAACACAAUG